AUGCCCGGACACGGCCUCCUGUUCUUCAUUCCCGGCAACCCAGGGCUCGUGGAUUACUACACCGACUUCUUCGAAGCGCUCAAGGCCCGCAUAGAUUGGGCUGAUGGCCACGUCCACGUCCACGGGCGCGACCUCUUUGGCUUUCGCGAUGAUAGUCACGAGCCCUUCAGCAGUGACAACCCGCCAUAUGACGUUGAACGCCAGAUUGAGCUUGUCUAUGGUCAUUUGGCAUCGCUGAGACGGACAGACUCGUCGCGCAAUGCACCUGGCAAGAAGGGCGAGCCGUAUGACUUUGUCAUUCUGGCGGGUCACUCGGUGGGUAGCUAUAUCGCUCUUGAGAUAUUCCACCGCCAUAUGAGGGACCCCUCGCGUGCGCCUCAUCUCAAGCUGCAAGCCGGCAUGCUCCUCUUCCCCACUGUGACGCACAUAGCCCAGUCGCCGAGUGGAAAGCAGCUCGAGGUCCUCCGCACGACACCCUUCCUCAACAAGACGGCGCAUGUUGUAGCUCAAAGGUUUCUUGACCUGUGGCCGGCAGUGGCGCUCCGGUGGUUCGUUGGCACCGUGCUCGGCUUUGGGCCCAAGGCAGCCGAUGUCACAACCAAGUUCUUGAAAAGCCGGGACGGUGUGUGGCAGGCGAUCCACAUGGGCAAAGAUGAGAUGAAGGUUAUAACCGAAGAGAAGUGGGAUAAGGAACUGUGGGAGGUUAAGGAGCAAGACAAUAGCGCUGGGGGGAGGGCUGCGCCAAGAUUCUUCUUCUUCUUCGGGAAGAAGGACCAUUGGGUGGGCGAUCACUUCAGGGAUCAUUUCAUCAGAGCUCGAGAGAAGCACAUCGAGAACGGAUGGGCACGAGUGGAGAUCGACGACACCGGGCUCCCUCACGCCUUCUGCACAACGGAGAAGAACAGUGAGGUCGUCGCUGGCAAGGUAGCAGAUUGGCUGAAGGAGGUUUGGGAUGGUUUGGCACAGCCGGCAACAUGA
Molecule: messenger RNA, 978 nt
Organism: Colletotrichum graminicola M1.001
Lineage: Eukaryota; Fungi; Ascomycota; Sordariomycetes; Glomerellales; Glomerellaceae
Exons: 1
Coding region: 1-978 (325 amino acids)
Biological process (GO): lipid storage
Cellular component (GO): lipid droplet
Molecular function (GO): lipase activity
Source: RefSeq, a predicted model, not a curated record